AUGGCGAAGACCACCCAGUUCAUCACCGCCCCCGCCCCCGGCACCGUGAUCAACCCCGUGCACACAUACACGGAAGAGCAGACCGCGCAGAUCGCCGCCCUGCGCGAGUACGCGCACUCGAUCGCGCUUCCCGAGUCCGACCCGUACCACCCCUUCGAGCGCCGCUGGCUCGACAGGUCCGACACCCUCCCGCGCUACAUGCGCGCCGCCAAGUGGAAGCUCGACGACGGCAUGAAGCGCAUCAAGGGUACCCUCGAAUGGCGCCGCGAGUUCAAACCCGAUCUCAUUCCCCCAGAUGAGGUCAAAAUCGAAGCCGAGACUGGAAAAAUCAUCCUGAACGGCUUCGACGUCGACGGCCGGCCCAUCAUCUACAUGCGCCCCGGGCGCGAAAACACUGAGACCUCUCCGCGCCAACUGCGCCACCUCGUCUGGGUCCUCGAGCGCGCAAAGGACAUGAUGCCGCCAGGCCAAGAGUCGCUCAUGAUCAUCGUCGAUUACAAGAGCACGACGCUGCGCACGAACCCCUCCAUCUCCAUCGCGCGCAAGGUCCUCACGAUCCUGCAACAGCACUACGUCGAGACCCUGGGCCGCGCGCUCGUCGUCAACCUCCCGAUGCUGCUCUCCUUCUUCUACAAGGGCAUCGCGCCCUUCCUCGACCCCAUCACGCGCGACAAGAUGCGCUUCAACCCGGACCUGUUCGAGCUUGUCCCGCGCGCGCAGCUCGACGCCGACUUUGGCGGCGAGUACGAGUUCGAGUGGGACUUUGAGAGCUAUUGGGCGCAGGUGGUCGAGCAUUGUGGAAUCGCGCCGGACGGAACGCAUAUCCGGGACAAUGACGGUCCUGCGCCAGCCCCUACCUCCGUUCCCACACCAACCCUAGGCGAGCAAUCCCGUCAAGAGAGCGAAACACCCUCGCUCACUCCCAGUAGCGAGGACACCGGUGAGCCUAAGAAGGAUCCUGCAGCGGCGCUGGUCGAGCCCGUAUCCUCGUAACCUAGGCAUCCUAUGGCAAACUUGCCAGUCUACAGCCCUUAGAGCGUCCGAUGCGCCUACAUUUGCAACCCAUCAUUUAACCUCCCACGCCCCCGCCGCCCCAUCCAUGUUCUUCUUCGCUGCACGGUAUUUAUACUCCCCUCUGUCACGCUCUUACCUGUCGUGUUUUCCUGUGCUGGUUUUGUAUGUAUGUACUCGUAUGCGACGGCGCCGAGGCCGAGGCCGUGCCGCACAGUGUCGUGUGUAUGUACUC
Messenger RNA from Heterobasidion irregulare TC 32-1, 1246 nucleotides. Its product is annotated as phosphatidylinositol transfer protein PDR16. The record is from RefSeq and is a predicted model, not a curated record. Bases 1 to 993 code for a protein of 330 amino acids. Gene Ontology annotation, molecular function: phosphatidylinositol transfer activity. The transcript has 8 exons. Lineage: Eukaryota; Fungi; Basidiomycota; Agaricomycetes; Russulales; Bondarzewiaceae.